Messenger RNA from Toxotes jaculatrix (banded archerfish), 1724 nucleotides. It is a transcript of the gene cops8, whose product is annotated as COP9 signalosome subunit 8. Gene Ontology annotation, cellular component: COP9 signalosome. The transcript is spliced from 7 exons. Bases 43 to 618 code for a protein of 191 amino acids. Gene Ontology annotation, biological process: COP9 signalosome assembly; protein deneddylation. The record is from RefSeq and is a predicted model, not a curated record. NCBI's taxonomy places the organism in Eukaryota, Metazoa, Chordata, Actinopteri, Toxotidae.
UCACAGAAGAAUCAGAUUCCGGUGCAACAGCUAGGCAUCAUCAUGCCUACUGCUGUGAUUAUGGAGGAAAAUUUUGAUAAAUUAUUAGAGCAGUGUGAAGCUCAAGAACUCGAGGCUCCAGGGGGCAUUGCAACACCUCAAGUCUAUGCUCAGUUGCUGGCAUUAUAUUUACUUCAUAAUGACAUGAAUAAUGCCAGGUAUCUAUGGAAGAGGAUUCCCCCAGCAAUAAAAUCAGCAAACCCUGAAUUAACAGCUAUUUGGGCUGUGGGCCAGCGCAUUUGGCAGCGAGACUUUCCAGGGAUCUACACAGCCAUCGCAGCUUACCAGUGGACAGAGAAUAUCCUUCCGGUCAUGGAGGCCCUUCGAGAGAGCACGCGGCAAAGGGCGUACGGUCUUGUGGCCCAGGCCUACACUUCCAUCACAGCAGAAGAUUUUGCUGCCUUUGUUGGCUACUCUGUGGAGGAGGCAGUAAAGGGUGUGGUAAGCCAAGGCUGGCAGGCAGAUCCCACUACCAGGAUGGUGAUGCCCAAAAAACCAGAUCCUCCCCCCGUCUCAUUGGUUCCAAAUGAGCAGCAGCUGGCCAGACUCACUGACUACGUGGCUUUCCUCGAGAACUGAUAACCCACUACAACCACUGCCACCCUUUUUCGCCUGCUUGGUACUGAGGGAGAAUACAAGUUUGGAUAGACUCUUCCUCCUUCCUACUUCCUGCAGAGUACCACUCCCUGAUACAGACGUACCAAAAACACACUCAUCAUCUUGCAUGAACGCUGCAAGCCCUUCUCCAAGACCUGCCUAUUUAUGUUCAUUCACUAAUAUGGCCUCCCCUGUUAAUUCAUAUCAUGAAAAUUGGUUAUCUUUCAGACUUCAAUGUUGUAUUUAUAUUUUUUGUGCUCUCUACAUCCCACCUGAUGUGUAAAUUUGAGUCUGAUUUCAAAGUAAGUAUUGGGAAGUAUGCUUCACAUCACCGUUAGUAUGGUUUUAUUGCUAACCAAACAAACCCCUCCCACACAAUAGAGAUACACAAAGCAGUGUGUACAGUACGUCCAUUCUGUUUAAGCACUUAAAGGUUACCUUGAAACAGAUGUCAUCAGGUAACAGAAGUCUAAGCAUGCAUGCGUCAUUGUGUGGAGUUCAGUCCUCAGACCUCAUAUUUUGAAGUUUAUGUUUUGACUGGUGAAUAAAUAUUUUGCUGUUUCUAAUUUAGUGCUCUUUUAUUUCUUCGGUUCCAGAGUUCUGUUCCAGGUUGGUGCUGUUUUACAGAGCAGGCUGGGCUCCAUCAAGGAUGUUGAAUAUUCAGUUACAUUUGGCCUUUAGGGUUUUCAAGUGUCACCGUGGUCUCAUAUGGAAACAAGUUUGCCUUUUUCUGUGUCCUGACAUUAACAUUGACAUAAUCAUUUACACAGGUCAGAACAUAAUGCGUUAGGAAGUAUGUUGUAUGACUACCAUGGCAGACCUGCAAUAGACCAAACGUUAGAGUUACAAUUUAAUCAGGUUGAUGUAACAUCAACCUGUAAAGUCUGCAGAGUUUUGUGUUGAUUCACCACUUAUUCAAAGCAAUAGUUCAGCUCAUAGUUAAACAUUUUUCCAUUGGGGUUAAUGCUCUUUAAUUCUUUAAUUAACUUUAAUUAAUAACACUGAGAAUUGAUGGACAUUUUAUUUUGUAAAGGCAUAUCUGGCUGCCAUCUGUUUGUUAAUACUACAAAAUAAAAGUCUUGUGGUGA